AUGAAUAUAGAUAAUGAUGAAAACUUUGAUACUAACACGAUAAUACCUAAUACGCUUAUGCCAUCUAUAACAUCUAUUAUGACUAUAGUAUCUACAGCAUCUACUACAUCUACUAUACCUAUACCUUUAGCACUUACUACAUUUCUAGCAUCUACUUCUACUACAUCUUUAGUAUCUGCUAUAUCUAUGGUACCUGCUAUAUCAUCUUUUACUAAAUCUACAUCUAUUGAAUCUAUGUAUGUUGAACCUAUAUAUGUUGAAUCUAUACAUAAUGAAUUUACAUAUACUGAAUCUAUCAUAUUGGUAGCAUCUACUUCGUUGGUUUCAACUGUAAUAAGAAAAGAUAAAAAUUUUCAAGGAAUCUUCAAGCAAUUAAAAACUCCUGUUGAUGAUAUAUCCGAAGUUAUUAGUAGUAGUAAAGAUACAAGUAUUGUUGAAAAAAAUGAUACAAUAUCAGGUUUGGUUUUACUAUAUAAUAAAGCAAAUCAUAAUAAAGAACAUGCAACAUAUGCAAACCAAGCUGAAAUAUUAUCCUGGUAUCAUUAUGCUGAAGAGUUUGAAAAACAAGUAAAAAAAAUAUUAAAUAAUACUAGAGUAUCUAUAAACAAGGCAAAAUUAAAAGUCUAUAGAGAACUUUUAACCUAUCUUGUAGAUGUAGAUUUACAAACUUUACAAAAAAGAACACAAAGAGCAAAUACUGUGUAUAAUUUAUUUAAAAAAAUUGGGGUUGACAAAAUUUGA
Molecule: messenger RNA, 741 nt
Organism: Racocetra persica
Lineage: Eukaryota; Fungi; Glomeromycota; Glomeromycetes; Diversisporales; Gigasporaceae
Source: the annotation of a GenBank genome assembly